Molecule: messenger RNA, 1795 nt
Organism: Suillus bovinus
Lineage: Eukaryota; Fungi; Basidiomycota; Agaricomycetes; Boletales; Suillaceae
Product: Spo11/DNA topoisomerase VI subunit A
Exons: 16
Coding region: 50-1357 (435 amino acids)
Biological process (GO): meiotic DNA double-strand break processing; reciprocal meiotic recombination; meiotic DNA double-strand break formation
Cellular component (GO): nuclear chromosome
Molecular function (GO): DNA binding; ATP binding; DNA topoisomerase type II (double strand cut, ATP-hydrolyzing) activity
Source: RefSeq, a predicted model, not a curated record
CUUGUGUGACUGCACGAUUAGUGUUGAAUGUUCUUUCAAGUCUUCAAUCAUGGCCUCAAUCCUUGAUGCGGACACGAUUCUACAACAUCCAGCUAGUAAUGAGGCUCACGACGAAGAUUUUCAUGAGCUACAUAACGAGCAAGUCUCCAAGGGCGAUGGCGAUUGUGACGUACCCGAUGGUCCAGAUGAUGUGUAUCCACACGCAGAGUCAGAAUCGGAGGAGUCUGCCGAAGACAAUGAGGAAGGCUCUUCGCACUUUGAGGCAAUACAAAAACUAGAACGACUAGCGUUAUCGUUUCUUGAACAACUCGCUGGUUCACUACGAAACCAACGGGCUGACAUAGCGUCUACAAGCUCUCAAGCAGCAAUUAAUUCAAGAUCAAAACACCCCAAAAUCGAGCUUCAGUUAGCUGACCGUCACAAAACAUCCUCCGAAUGCACUAGAGUCAUACGAUACCCCCUUAGACGAAGAGAAGCAAGUUUAAAGCCAUUCGCGCAGAUUUUACGUGUCAUGAACUUUUCUCACCAAGCCUUAGUCGACAAUGUGCCAUUAACAAAGCGUGACAUGUACUACAAGGAUGUCCCUCUUUUCAAAGCUCAGGGAUCCGUUGAUCGACUCGUCGAUGAUCUUGCGGCAACAUUGGGCCUAGAACGGGCCGACCUCAAAAUUCGAGCUGCGUCAAAGGGCCUUAUAUGCGGCACUGGGCUGACAAUUCACCUUCUCGAAGGCGAAGCGAUUUCUAUUAAUGACUUAGCGGGAACUUUGAUACCUGCGGGUGAAACCAUAGAGCGAUUUGAACUGAAAGGGGAUAUUUCAUGGGUCCUUGUGGUCGAAAAAGAGGCCAUCUUUCAGACGCUGUGUCGUUUUCAGUUUGCAAGCCAUCAGUCGCUUCCCGGUCCUGGGCUCAUAAUCACUGGUAAGGGAUAUCCUGACGUGGCCACUCGACAACUCGUAAAAACCUUGUCAGACAACCUUCCGCUGCAUAUUCCAAUCGUUGCACUUGUCGAUGGCGAUGCGUAUGGGCUCGACAUUCUAUCGGUGUACAAGCACGGCAGCUGCAGCCUACGACAUGAAAACAAAAAUCUGGCAGCAAAACGAAUCGAAUGGCUUGGCAUCUGGGUAUCCGAAAUUGCAGGCCUUGAAAUCGAUUUGGAUACACUGAUCCCGAUCACGCUGCAUGAUGAGAAGAAGGCGCUCACGCUACUCAGCCGUCCCACCGAUGUUGUGCCCACGAAAUGGAGAAAAGAGCUCACGCGGAUGCUCCACAUCCGAAGGAAGGCCGAAAUCGAGAUUCUGUCAAGUUCUUCAAGUCAAAAGUCUGACUUCCUUCUACAUUACCUGGCUCAUAAACAAUGAACUUUGGCCGCGUCCUUCGAGAGUUUAUGGCAAACGGCGUCACGACGCAGCGCAAAAACCGUUGCGAAUGUACCAAACAUGCAGAAGAUAGAACGACAUAAAUGCGAAAAUACCUAGUACAUCAUACAAUCAAUGUUCAUUACCACCAGAAGAUCAGCAAAACUGAAAAUAGGCAUGUAAGACAAAAAUUCCAAAAAAACGAGGGAGCUAAGUUAGAGUAGUCUAGUCCGUGGCACAUUAGUAUAUACUCAAGAAGAAUAUUCUGGCAGUGGGUUCUGCACUGGCAGUCCUUUCUAGACUUCAAGACGUUUAUCGAGCUCGAGCCCGAGCUGCUUCUAAUGCUACACCAGACAUAUGUAAGGUUGAACGGGGGCUCCCGGGAGUGCCACUGGCACACUAAAUGUGCUCAUUGUUACAGCACUCGCAAGAACUGAAGCA